CCCACCCCCCACACAAAAACCAAUCCCUAAUCUUUCUCUCUCUCUCUCUCUCUCUCUUCCCCCUCUGCAUCGAUCUCUUUCUCUACCUCUACCUGUGUAAUUAAUGGAUGCUGCUCAGUGGCCACAGGGAAUUGGAGUUGAAUGCUCAGAGAAGAAGCCAAGGCAACAAAAGGAACAGCCUUUGAACUGCCCAAGAUGCAAAUCCACCAACACAAAGUUUUGCUAUUACAACAAUUACAGCCUCUCCCAGCCUAGGUACUUUUGUAAGAGCUGCAGAAGGUAUUGGACUGAAGGUGGAACUCUCAGAAAUGUACCAGUUGGUGGAAGCUCUAGGAAAAACAAAAGAUCUUCUUCUUCUACAAAGAAAUUGACCCCACCACCUCUAAUUCAAAACCCUAAGAUCCACGAUGGGAAAAACCUAAACUCAUCUUACAACCAUCCGCCUCUCUACACUGGAAUUUCUGAGCUAGUGGCUUUGCCAUUCACUCAAAACCCUAAUUUUCUCAGCUCAAUCAUUUCUGCUCCGCUUCACAAUUCCAACCCGGUGGUCUCCUCCGGUUUCGGGAACUUCCAGCAACCGGUUCAAGGCGAUCCACCAAUCGUUUUCCCUUUUGAAGCAGUUGGAAAUCAAGAAAUUGAGCGUGAUUCCAACGGAUUCUGGACCGGGAUGCUCCCCGGCGGUUCAUGGUGAAACUGCGUACGUAAUUAAUCAAUUACUACUAUAUAUUUUCUCUUAAUUAACAAUGCUUAGUCAAGAUAUAGUAAUGUUUACUACUCUGUGUUGAUGGAUUUAAUUUGUUCUUGAUUGAUUUAAAUGGUGAGGACUGAUGAGUGGUACGAUCAGUAGAGCUGAGAGUACAACUCAUGUUUAUAUAUAUAUAUAUAUAGGUCGAUCGAUGCAUGUGUUGAUCCAUAUAUAUAUGUAUAUUGCCACUUGGUAUUGGGUAUUCUUGUGCUUUGUCAUGUCAAAAGGUAAAGGUCGCCACCCUUUUUCUGGUAUCGUUUAUCUUUUUUUUCUGUGCAUGUAUUGUUCAAUCUUUGCUACUUUCUCAUCAUCGAUCUCACUUUCCCCUAUUUCAUUUAUGUAGUAAUUAGUGCUGUUAUCUAAUCCAUGUUUUAAGUUUCCAGUUGAUGCCAUGAUCAUAUAAUAAGAAAAUGCUUCUUUGCUUUUA
Molecule: messenger RNA, 1172 nt
Organism: Salvia splendens (bonfire salvia)
Lineage: Eukaryota; Viridiplantae; Streptophyta; Magnoliopsida; Lamiales; Lamiaceae
Product: dof zinc finger protein DOF3.2-like
Exons: 2
Coding region: 104-691 (195 amino acids)
Biological process (GO): regulation of DNA-templated transcription
Molecular function (GO): DNA binding; DNA-binding transcription factor activity
Source: RefSeq, a predicted model, not a curated record